UUUUUUUUUUUUUUUUGAGAGAAAGAAGAAGAAGACAUUAAUUAAUAUGGGUAGAGUCUUCAUUAUAGAGAUCGAAGGAAGAUCUUAUAGAUGCAAGUGCUGCACUAUUCCUCUCGCCCUCGCCCAUGACAUUAUUUCACGGAAUUUCAGCUGCAGUCGCGGGAAGGCAUACCUGUUUAAUACUGCUGUGAAUGUAACUGUGGGAGCUCAAGAAGAAAGGAUGAUGAUAUCUGGUUUGCAUACAGUAUCAGAUAUCUUUUGCUGCAACUGUGGACAAAUUCUUGGCUGGAAAUAUGUUAUAGCACACGACAAGUUGCAGAAAUACAAGGAAGGGAAAAUUGUUUUGGAAAGAGGCAGAGUGGCGAGAGCUGGAGAGGGGGUGAACGAUCUGAAUCUCGAGUCUUCUCCUAGCUUGAGCGACACAGAAGAUGCUUAGCAGAUUUUCUAGGGUUUAUACAAAUGAGAUG
This is a messenger RNA of Impatiens glandulifera, 467 nucleotides long. RefSeq names its product protein yippee-like At5g53940. The coding region runs from base 47 to 436 and encodes 129 amino acids. Gene Ontology annotation, cellular component: ubiquitin ligase complex. NCBI's taxonomy places the organism in Eukaryota, Viridiplantae, Streptophyta, Magnoliopsida, Ericales, Balsaminaceae. The transcript has 5 exons. The record is from RefSeq and is a predicted model, not a curated record.